This is a messenger RNA of Camelina sativa (false flax), 2016 nucleotides long. The record is from RefSeq and is a predicted model, not a curated record. Lineage: Eukaryota; Viridiplantae; Streptophyta; Magnoliopsida; Brassicales; Brassicaceae.
AUGAAGCUUAACCCGGCCAAAUGCACAUUUGCAGUCAAAUCCGGCGAAUUCCUUGGGUACCUGGUAACCAGACGAGGCAUCGAGGCGAACCCGAAGCAAAUUAAGGCGAUCAUUGAUCUACCACAACCAAAGAACGCCAGAGAAGUACAACGAUUAACUGGACGGAUCGCUGCUCUAAACCGUUUUAUAUCCAGAUCAACCGACAAGUGUCUACCAUUUUACCAGCUUCUCAAAACAAAGGGCAAGUUCGAGUGGACCGAGGCCUGUCACAGCGCGUUCAACGAGCUAAAGAACUAUUUAUCAACCCCACCGAUCUUAGCAAAACCGAAGCUCGGCGAAAUCUUAUUUCUUUAUAUCGCGGUCUCAGAGUCGGCCGUCAGCGGUGUACUCGUUAAAGACGAUCGAGGAGAGCAACGACCCAUCUUUUAUAUACGCAAAUCACUCGACGACGCGGAAACUCGUUACCCGACAGUCGAGAAGGUUGCCCUGGCAGUCGUCACGUCCGCAAGAAAGCUCAGACCCCCGAAUCAAUCGGGCCGACUAACAAAAUGGGCAAUCGAACUUAGCGAGUACGACAUUGAGUAUCGAACUCGUCCAGCUGCAAAGUCCCAAGUACUAGCUGACUUUCUGAUUGAACUGCCGUUUGGGGAAGCCGAACCAACACCCACUGACCCGUCAGAUGAUCGGUGGACCCUACAUGUGGACGGGGCAUCCUCUCAUCUUGGGUCAGGGAUAGGGAUUCGACUAACUUCGCCGACCGGAGAAAUUUUGGAGCAAUCCUUCCGUCUCCGAUUCCAAGCAACCAACAACGUCGCCGAGUAUGAAGCACUCAUCGCCGGGCUUAAGCUCGCUAACGGAAUGCAGAUCAAACGGAUACGAGCUUUUUGCGAUUCUCAGCUUGUCACCAACCAGUUCAGCGGCGAGUACGACACUAAAAGCGAGCCCAUGGCAGCCUACCUCGGUGUCGUCAAGAUUCUGUCAAAACGUUUUGACGAAUUCGAGCUCAUCAAAAUCCCCAGAGGGGACAACGCUCCGGCCGAUGCUUUGGCAGCACUCGCUUCGACAUCGGAUCCCGAUCUGCGACGAAUCAUCCCGGUAGAAAGCAUUGAUACGCCGAGCAUAAGUGAAACGCAUGCCGAGACUUGUCUCGCACUCCACCAGCCCAAUGAAAUCAGAACCACCUAUCGAACGAUGAGGUCGCACCGAGGGUGCGAACCUGCGUCUGGCAGCGACGCGACAGAUUGGCGAGUUGAAAUCCGAGCAUACCUAGCUGACGGCGACGUGCCGACAGACAAAUGGGCUAAGCGGAGAUUAAAGGCUAAAGCCGCCCACUACACCUUGAUGAAAGAUCAUUUGCUUCGAUGGACGGCGUCAGGAGCCCUUUUGCUUUGCAUACACGGCGACGACACUGAACGCGUGAUGAUGGAGACACAUGAAGGAGCUGGGGGAAAUCACUCAGGCGGCCGAGCCUUAGCACUACGAAUCAAGAAGCACGGCCAUUAUUGGCCAACUAUGAUAUCUGAUUGCGAAAAGUUCGUCGCCAAGUGCGAAAAAUGCCAGCGACAUGCCCCCAUUAUUCAUCAGCCGACUGAACUCCUACGAGCCGGAAUAGCUCCUUACCCUUUCAUGCGUUGGGCGAUGGACAUCAUUGGCCCACUACCAACUUCCAGACAAAAGCGAUAUAUACUCGUCCUAACCGAUUAUUUCACCAAAUGGGUCGAAGCCGAGUCUUACGCAAAUAUCAAAGCUCGGGACGUCCAACUCUUCGUCUGGAAAUACGUAAUCUGUCGCCACGGUCUCCCAUAUGAAAUAGUCAUUGACAACGGAUCGCAGUUCAUCUCCCUGCAAUUCGAAAAUUUCUGUGCAAGAUGGCGGAUCAAACUAAGCAAGUCGACGCCGCGGUAUCCAAAAGGCAACAGCCAGGCCGAAGCUACCAACAAAACCAUACUCGAUGGUCUUAAGAAAAGGCUAGACGCCAAGAAGGGUGCCUGGGCCGACGAGCUCGACGGAACCUAA